Plutella xylostella (diamondback moth) is the source of this 3916-nucleotide messenger RNA. The record is from RefSeq and is a predicted model, not a curated record. Lineage: Eukaryota; Metazoa; Arthropoda; Insecta; Lepidoptera; Plutellidae.
AUGAGGAAACCUCCUGAUGAACCGGCGAGAGAGCUGUUCAUCGAGUUAGGAGUCCUGACUGUGCCCAGUCUGUUCAUUCUGGAGGUCGCCAAUUCCUCUCGUCCAUACAUCACACACACCCAUUCUUCUAGAAUCACCCAGACCUCCACGAGCUCAGCAAAACCCUCUUCUAUGAAUGAGCAUGCGGCGCGCGUGCUGGCGAGCGACUCCGCCGCAGAGUCCGGGCGGGACUUCACCACCCCGAGGAACAGGCCCAGCGCCUUCAGAUACAUCAGUAGCAGCAGUCGAGGAGGCUAUAGUGGCACACGCUCCGCGCGGUCCACCGGCACAUCUGUUGCAGAACCGAGUGUCAUAUUAGCUAUCUCCGAGGGUCGCGGCCAAGCCCGCGGGGAGAUAGGCCUGGCGGCCGUGGACCUGCGGCGCCCGCACCUCGUGCUGUGCCAGUUCAGCGACACCCGGCUCUAUCUGCACACGCUCACCAAGAUACACUACUUCAACCCUGUGGAGAUAAUAGUCCCGCACACGUUCUGCUCGGCGGGCGCGAGCCAGCUGUGCCGCGUGCUGCGCGAGCAGCUGCCGGCGCGCCGCGUCACCGCCGUGCAGCGGCGACACUUCAACGACGCCGCGGGGAGGCAACAGAUACAGACGCUGUGCGCGCCGCAGUACAGCGCGGUCUACUUGCAGGUGUUGCACAAGUUUUACGCAGUGACGGCUGCCGCGGCAGUACUCAAGUAUGUUGAGUACAUCCAAUGUGUCGUCUUCGCUCGGGAGUCACUCAAGAUUGAGUACCAUUCCUCGGAAAAUACCAUGAUCAUUGAUACAGUUGUUGUCAGGUCAGUCCUACUGCCUUGCAAAAGUAUAGAGACAUCACAAUUUUUAGUUCAACCAUAUAAUCACAUAUAUUCCAUCCUUGCAGACGUAGGCAGCUCCAUAGAGCUAGAAGUGUGCUCAUCCCUAUCCCCUUCAGCCGGGGCCACCAGCUGCCUCCUAGGCGUGCUAGGGCCGACCUACACGGUGGCUGGGGUCAGGGCGCUCAGGGCCUCGCUACUGCAACCUUCGUGUAAUAAAGAUGAGGUGGAGGCGAGGCUUGAUGCUGUACAGGAUCUGAUGGAGAAUGAUGACGGGCUGAUGGCUGGGAUUCAGGACGUAAUAAAGAAGCUAUCCGACGUGGACAAGAUCCUGCUCCUGUGCAUGGACUCGGCCAGCGAGAGCCUGGAGGCGGUGGGCGAGGCGCAGCUCAACCAGGUGCUGCUGCUGAAGACAACGAUGGAGCUGGUGCCGAGCCUAGCCAGUGCCUUGGGGAGCGCCGUGAGCGGGAAACUGAGGACUAUGAGACUGGAGUUCGAAAACCCCAACUAUCAGGACAUAGCGGACCGAAUUCGCACCAUAAUCCAAGAUGACGCACAUUUGGAGAAAGGAGCUAUGGGCAGUCUCCAACGAUGCUUUGCUGUCAAACCAGAAAUAAACGGACUCCUAGAUGUAGCUAGAAGAACUUACUCAGAGCUCAUAGAAGAUAUACAAAAGAUCGUGGAACAGUUGAGCGAAACCUACGACCUUCCUAUAAGGCUCAAUCAGAAUGUGCUCAAAGGUUUUCAUAUAGUCCUGCCGCUUGCGCCGAGAAACCGAAGGAAUUUUCGGGUGGAAGACCUGCCAGAUAUUUUUAUUCAGGUGUCGAACAGCGGCGCCAGCGUGUCCAUGUCGACAGAGGAGCUGGUCGUUCUGGACCAGCAGGCGAAGGAGGCGCUCAACGAAAUACAGAAGAUGAGCAACAUAGUAAUUUCAGGACUAAUCAAAGAUUUGCGGCCUCACAUGUCCAGCCUUUACAAGCUUUGUGAAAAUGUUGCUGAACUGGACAUCUUGAUUGCAUUAGCACACGCAAGCAUCGCAGGUUCUUACAUAAGACCUGAAUUCAGUAAUUACAUGGAUGUGAGAAACAGUGUCCAUCCUCUGUUGGACUACAACAGCCAAACUAUGCCAGUACCAAACGAUAUUGUAAGAUUCUUAAAGUUGUCUCCAACUUAUCUCAAAUUGUCGGCCUGCCAAGUAAUAAAUUUCCUUAAUUAUCCCAUUUUAACUGCUUUUCAGUACGCGAGUCCGGAACAAAAUUUCACAAUAAUCACAGGACCAAACAUGGGAGGGAAAAGUAUUUACAUCAAGCAAAUAGCUGUGAUACAGAUUAUGGCUCAGAUCGGAUGUUUUAUACCGGCAACAAAAGGCGUUGUAAGAUUGUGCGACAGAAUAUUUUCAAGAAUCGGUUUCAACGACAGCGUUGAACUCAACGCCUCGACUUACGUUUUAGAGAUGAAAGAGAUUCAGCACAUACUGAAGGGUCUUACUAAAAACAGCUUAGUCAUUAUUGAUGAACUUUGCCGAGGCACCUGCACAGAAGAAGGCACGAGCAUGGCGUGGGCAAUCUGCGAGGAGCUGCUCGCCAGCGACGCCUUCACAUUCUUCACGACUCACUUCAUGUACCUGACCAGGCUGCAGGACCUGUACUUCAAUGUCGUCAACUUACACACCUCAGUGACUGAAGAGAAUGUAACUGAUACACAGAAUACGCAAACAGCUGCCACGCUGGGUCAAAAGCGAUUGGUCUACAAACAUAAAAUAGAGCCAGGCACGACUGCUAUUGAAUGCUACGGACUAGCGUUGGCUUCGAAGACUAAUUUACCAGAAGAGACAGUGAAAUUAGCUGAGGAAUUGGCAGCUUUGAUUAUUCAAAGGAAAAAGCCGCAAGAAAUAAAAGCGCCAGAGAAGAAGGUAGAUAAAUUACUGUACGAAUUAAAUGUAGAGAUUUGCAAGGAAACGAGAAAACACGAAAAUCCAGAACCAGUAACUAAACAAUUACUUCAAAAAUUCAAACAAGAUCAUCCUGAAGUGAUCGAGAAACUAAAGAUGGAUAGAAAUAGUAUCAGUGAUACGAGUGGCAAAUCCUCAAACCCAAAUAGAAGGGGAAUGGAGAGUUCCAACCAAAUUGUAUCAAGCAGAGAUACGUUUGUUGAAAACACUAUGAAUCGAAGGAAACCGCAAUCAAUUUUAUAUAGCAAUUCUGAUUUCGAAAAUGAUGUGUCCAAUCCAAUUGUAGCAAAAAAGACAACACCAUUAGUGUAUAGCACAACAGACGUAGAUGACAUGGAUAAGAUUCCCAAUAUAAAUGCGAAACCUAUACAUGCAAUUGCACAAAAACCACCAAGAGUAGUUUACAGCACCACUGACGAAACGGAUAAUCAUUCCACAAAUGAAAACCCAAACUACACAUCGGUAAGAUCAUCUAAUGAGUUGCUCAAUACUAUAAUAAGAGAUAUAGACAACUUUGAUAACGUCGAAACACCACAGAAGAACAGCCAGCUGGGUAAUAAAAGUGCAGUUGCUGAAGACAUUAUUAACACAACCCAAAUGACUCAAAAUCUAUCCAGUCUAAGUAGCCAAAGAGUGAAUUCGCCAAAUAGAAACCAUGAGAUAAAUACAGAAUCCUACGCCCAAAUGUCUCAAAAUAUAUCACGUCUAAGUAGUCAUAGUUUACCAAGUGUGAACAAUGUGAUGCGUAAUGAGUUCAAUCGCAAUUUAGAAUGUGAAGCUCCCGAAAUGGAUUCAUUGACUUAUUUAGAGCAAUCAAAUGCAAGACAAACAGCUAUGGAAGAGGAAAUAAAUAACAUUUCACAUGCAAUUGAGACACACAGCAUGGAAGUGGACGAUUUAGAUAUAGCGGAGGCUCUAACCCAGGUUCUUGAAACCGAUGAAACUUUGAUAUCUCAAUUUAGUGCAGUUGGUACAUCAUCAUCAUCGGUAGACGAAGAGUUAAUGAGGGAAACCAUUAAGGAGAUUAACGAUGAGCUAGUAAAUGUUUCGUUCCUCGAAAAUGUUAUUUUAACGCCUCCAAUGGAGUUUAGAGAUUAAAGUUUGUUUCUAAUUAUAA